AUGAGCCCAGACUGUACGGGCGGAAGAUCUCAUGCUUCAAAUUGCCUGCACGUUCCCUACAGUGGAAACCAUGUUUUAGAAUUUUUGACUGUGCUCCCGGGUGUUACCGAUAAAUUGACCACCUCAGGCUUCCGCCUAGGCAGAGACGCUAGAUUGAAGCCUGGAGCAUAUCCUUACAAGAUCUGCCCACUUCAAACAUCCCCACACUUUGCCGAAAGAGGUGCGCUUAAACUGCCCUCUGAUUAA
Penicillium oxalicum is the source of this 246-nucleotide messenger RNA. RefSeq lists its product as uncharacterized. NCBI's taxonomy places the organism in Eukaryota, Fungi, Ascomycota, Eurotiomycetes, Eurotiales, Aspergillaceae. Bases 1 to 246 code for a protein of 81 amino acids. The record is from RefSeq and is a predicted model, not a curated record. The transcript has a single exon.